CGAAAAUUAUUUCGUGAUUGAACAUGGCGCAUCCCAUGAGUGAAGAUGAGGACGAAGGCUACGAAGGUUUAGAUGAUGAUUAUUAUGCGUUUUUUAAUGUUUCCAAAACCGCUACUUCAGAAGAAGUUUCAAAUGCUUAUCGUCGUCUCAGCAAACUUUAUCAUCCAGAUAAACAUAAUGAUGCCAUCAAGAAAAAAGAUGCAGAAGUUCUUUUUAAUAAAACACGAAGAAUAUAUGAAGGUAAGUAUAUUUGCAUUGAUGAGAAAAUAAAUUCAGUAACUCAAUGUGUUGUAGAAAUUGCUAUAGUUCAACGAACUAAAACUCCCCAAGAAAUUAGAGAAGAAUAUGAACAGUUGGCAAGAGAAAGAGAGGAGAGGCGAUUACAGCAAAGAACAAAUCCCAAAGGAACUGUAUCUGUUGGUAUUGAUGCUACGGGACUUUUUGAAAAUUAUGAAUAUGAAGACGGGUGGAUGUAUUCUGUGGCACAUCAAGAAAAACAGCAAAGUUUGUGGCAGAUAUUAUCAUCUGUUGUUGUGCUGUUUGGUAGUCCAGUGAAAGUAGAAGCCAAUCCAAUUUUUAUGGCAUUUGCAGGAACUGUAUCUGUUGGUAUUGAUGCUACGGGACUUUUUGAAAAUUAUGAAUAUGAAGACGGGUGGAUGUAUUCUGUGGCACAUCAAGAAAAACAGCAAAGUUUGUGGCAGAUAUUAUCAUCUGUUGUUGUGCUGUUUGGUAGUCCAGUGAAAGUAGAAGCCAAUCCAAUUUUUAUGGCAUUUGCAUUUGAAGUGGGAGCUGGACAAGGUUUCUUGAGUUCUUUAAAAGUGUUCCACAGAAUAUCAAAUAGAUGUUUUAGCAAUAUGCAAGGAAUUUUACAAUUUACACCAAAUGGUAUUAGGCCUGGAUUAAGCACAAUGAUAGCCAGACAGCUCGAUAAACAUACUGUAGGUUAUCUUACUUGGAAAACAGGACACAGAUCAUCCAUGACUACAACAGUUGUGUGGGAUUCCAAUGUUGGGCACUUUGUUGGUGCAUUGCAAUUUGGUAUACCUGACACGUUCAUCAUGGCGAGCUACAGUCGGAAGUUGCAUGAGGAUGGACAGAUUCAGGGUUCACUAAAACUGGGCACAUUUGGAGUACAAGUUGAGUAUGGAUGCGAAACUAAGGUAUCAAAGCACAGUGUCUUGGGUGCAUCUUUAGUGGUUGGCAUUCCAGCUGGAGUGACACUUAAAAUUAGGCUCAAUCGUGCUAGUCAGAUGUAUGUCUUUCCUCUCCAGCUUUCCGAGGAAAUAUUGCCAAGUGCCAUAUUUUAUGGCACUGUGGUGCCUCUGGUGGCAUGGUAUGUGGUUAAAGUGGUGGUCAUCAAACCUUAUGUGAAUAGAGAGAAGAAGAGAAAAGCGCAGAAGGCACAGGAAGCAAAUGCUGCAAAAUUAGCUGAGAAGAGACAGGAAGCCAAAGCUGCUAUCUCUUUAAUGCAAGAAACAUAUAAUCGCAUUAGAGAACAAGAAGAGACAAAAAGUGGCCUCGUCAUUACUAAAGCAUUGUAUGGAAAAUUAAUAGGCAUUGAAAAUAGAAGUUCGGAAGAUUUAGAUGAACAGGUUGUCGAUGUUCUGAUUCCAUUGCAGUGUUUAGUAAAAGAUUCUCGCUUGGUAUUAACAGACUCUUCCAAGAGUAAUCUGCCAGGUUUUUAUGAUCCUUGUUUUGGAGAAGACAAAUACCUAGUUAUUUUUUAUAAAUUUCGAAAUCUGCCACAUACUGUUACAAUUAAUGAUUUAGAAUCGCUACGGCUUCCUAAAGAAUCCCAUCUUCAACAAUCCUGAUGUGAAUAGUUCAAUCUUAUGUUAAUAGCUGUAAAAAUUUUUUUAUAUUAGUGCCACACAGUAACUAGAAAAUAAACAUUUUAUAUUUUAAAAAUAUUAAUCACAAUUGACUUCAGAA
Centruroides sculpturatus (bark scorpion) is the source of this 1932-nucleotide messenger RNA. RefSeq names its product dnaJ homolog subfamily C member 11-like. The coding region runs from base 24 to 1814 and encodes 596 amino acids. The record is from RefSeq and is a predicted model, not a curated record. The transcript is spliced from 19 exons. NCBI's taxonomy places the organism in Eukaryota, Metazoa, Arthropoda, Arachnida, Scorpiones, Buthidae. Gene Ontology annotation, biological process: cristae formation.